GACUUGCAAGUACAAGACAAGUUUAUUUAACACUGAUUAUUCUUGCUUAAAGAAUGGGCUAAAUAUUUGUUCUCUGCUGACAUGCACUUUCGAAAAAUUUGAAGAAAAUAAGGAUGCUUGCCUUGAGGUGGUUAAUGCUUCUGGUUUACGCCAGUUUGGUGGGUUGCGAAAAGCACAUAAUUCUAUUAGCCGGACAGAGCAACAUGUCAGGCCGCGGAGGCGUUGUUAAUGACACAUGGGACGGUAUCGUGCCUGACGAGUCGCGGCCUAGUCGAUCAGUACUUCGGCUCUCUGCAGGGCUGGUUUGGGAAAAGGCUCAGGAGCCGCUUCAUCGUGAUAUUGAUGUUACUAAGGUUUGUGGGAUUGGACCGGGAUUGGCUUUUGCCAAGUCCUUGAUGCACAAGGACUCGGGUGUUGGUCAGGUGGCGCUGGUGCCCUGUGCUAUUGGUGGCACGAAUAUUAGCCAGUGGGCCCGGGGUUCCCCGCUCUACAACCAGCUCGUCCGGAGGGCGGUGGCUGCAGUUCAAGGCGGGGGCACCAUCCGGGCAAUGUUGUGGUAUCAAGGGGAGAGCGACACCGUGACAUUAGCUGAUGCAGAGUUGUACAAGGGGAGGUUUGAAAAUUUUGUAAUUAACCUGCGCCAGGAUCUUGUGUUCCCUCUGCUACCGGUGAUUCAAGUUGCGUUGGCAUCAGGAUCGGGGCCAUUUAUCGCGAAAGUAAGAGAAGCACAGCUAGGAACCGAGCUGCCGAAUGUAUGGUGUGUUGAUGCAAAGGGUCUGCAGCUGCAACCGGAUGGACUGCAUCUGAGUACUCCGGCUCAGAUUCAACUCGGAAAAAUGCUGGCUCAUGCUUACUUGCAAACCAUUCCUAGCCCGAUUCAUAGUGGUGCUGCUAGAAGGGUUCCAAAAUUUGAUUGCUUAAGCUUAUUUCAUAGGAUAGCAGGUCGAUAGUUCAUUUGGUUUAUGCAUAAGGUUAGAAGAAUAGCCAUAUCUUUUGUUUUACUGUGUAGUCUUAAUCAAAGACCAAAAUGUGCAAUACUUUAAUAUU
This is a messenger RNA of Daucus carota subsp. sativus, 1047 nucleotides long. Its product is annotated as probable carbohydrate esterase At4g34215. Lineage: Eukaryota; Viridiplantae; Streptophyta; Magnoliopsida; Apiales; Apiaceae. The transcript is spliced from 2 exons. Bases 114 to 950 code for a protein of 278 amino acids. The record is from RefSeq and is a predicted model, not a curated record.